UGUUCGGUGAUGGAGCUGUGUCUUUAAGUGAGACAUUUAGUAGGCGUGCUUAUGGCUUGAACUGGCUUGAACUGAUGAAACAUGAGCAGCUCCAAGCAGUUCGCUUACUGGUACUUUUCGAGUUAGAGCGCUUAAUUGACGGCGUCAGCGCAAACGGAUUACAAUUUGGACAACGCGUUUUUCACAAAGAUGAAGAUGUACGAUCAUGCCCCCUAGAUAGCAUACUCUUCGCCUUGCUGGCUGACGGCCCCUCCGGAUUGGAGAGGAUGCCUCCCCGGAAGCGCACACGGCCCACCCUGGGCUUCCUGUGCUGCUUCAGCAGCAGUGAAACCCCUGAGAUCAACCUGAAAGACAGUGAACCACUGCAGCUGCUGGAGUUCAGUGCCCCCAUGCCCCCGGAGGAAGAACUGCAUGCCCGUUUCUCGGAAUUAGUGGAUGAACUGGAUCUCACAGACAAGAACAGGGAAGCCAUGUUUGCUUUGCCUGCUGAGAAGAAAUGGCAGAUCUAUUGCAGCAAAAAAAAGGUGAGUCCUUUCCAACAUAAUCAUAUUAGCCACUGGCCGUUCCUUACUCAAGCCCCCGGCUGUUCUUCACUCAAGCCGCUGGCCAUUCUUCACUCUUUGCAAGGAGAGUCUGGCACUUCUGACUCACGGGAUGGGUAG
Molecule: messenger RNA, 662 nt
Organism: Cyprinus carpio (common carp)
Lineage: Eukaryota; Metazoa; Chordata; Actinopteri; Cypriniformes; Cyprinidae
Product: disheveled-associated activator of morphogenesis 2-like
Exons: 5
Coding region: 75-662 (195 amino acids)
Biological process (GO): actin cytoskeleton organization; negative regulation of oligodendrocyte differentiation; regulation of non-canonical Wnt signaling pathway
Molecular function (GO): actin binding; small GTPase binding
Source: RefSeq, a predicted model, not a curated record